Papaver somniferum (opium poppy) is the source of this 1047-nucleotide messenger RNA. Its product is annotated as F-box/kelch-repeat protein At3g06240-like. The record is from RefSeq and is a predicted model, not a curated record. The transcript has a single exon. The coding region runs from base 1 to 1047 and encodes 348 amino acids. NCBI's taxonomy places the organism in Eukaryota, Viridiplantae, Streptophyta, Magnoliopsida, Ranunculales, Papaveraceae.
AUGGAAAUGAAUGGAUUUUACACUAUCGAUCAUACUUGGUUAUCUUCAAAAUUAUUAUCAUCAAUAAGAGGUAACCCUGUUCGUGACUCUUCGGAGAAGGAAUACCCGUUGGUUCCUCCAGAUUAUCUUAAACUUUUGGGUUCCUGUUAUGGUUUAGUGUGUUUACGCCCUACUGAACCAGGGUACGAGGAUUCUAUUUGCCUUUGGAAUCCGUCGACCAAGGAGUGCAAAAAGGUUCCUGAUUCACCAAACCACUUCAGUAGCUUUAGUGAGGGCAUCGAGAUUGUGUUGUGCGGGCUCGGCUAUGAUGAUAAAACUAACGAUUUCAAAGUCCUAAGAGUUGCUGAAGUCGAUUCGCGUGCUGAGUGUUUUGAGGAUUCUAAUAAUUUUUCUGAAACCGAGGUCUGUACGAUCAGACCUGGUUCUGAUCAAAUUGAAGUCUCCACGAGAAGAUCCCAGUCGGUUUUUGAGAUCUACUCAUUGAGAUCUAACUCUUGGAAACGAUGUCAAAUAACGCCAUACUAUUUUCCCGGUGAAUUGAAACCUGGGGUAAUGGUGAAUGGAGCUCUUCACUGGUGGGCUAUUAAACGAAAUGACGACUAUGAAGCCGUAAUAUAUUUCGACUUUAGCGACGAGGUAUUCAAGGAGGUUGCUAAACUAGAAGGACCCAUGUUACAUGAUGGGGAAGUUGUUGAUAGUGAGUUUGAAAAUAAUAACGUGGGAGUACUAGGAGGGUGCCUCUGUGUACUUCACAAGACCUUUGAUCAAGUUGAUGUGUGGGUAAUGCAGGAAUAUGGAGUGAAAGAAUCGUGGACGAAACGCUUCACAAUUACGCAAGAUUCUAUUAUUGAAACGAGUGCCCUGAGAUUAAUUUCUGACUUUGAGGACGGGAGCAUUCUUUUUAGUACCGAUGAUUCGUUGGUUUAUUAUGACCCGAAUCGCAAAAGAGGUACUAGGAAAUUGAGGAUUCCUGGUACCGGCUGUUUAAAGGGUGCCGAAAAGUGUAUAGGUAGCAUAGUAUCACUUGGAUCUGGCACCUAUUGUUAG